UCAGUCUCAAUAUCAGUUUUGGUUUCAGUUGCUUUACAUCAAUGCAAAACUUGAAGAAGUCAAAUUUAUAACAAAUUUUCUGAACUAUUUUUUUUUUAAAGUAAUUUUAGUUUUCGUUUUGCAAUUUUGUCGCUCCUAACAUGAGUACCUCAAUGUCGUGUGUGCAGCUAGAGAAUUUGAAGCGAGUCACCAAAUUAAUUGGAGAGUACGAGCAACUUAUCUCGAAGCAGACGUCAUUGCCAUCGGGAGUGCCUAACCCGAAGGCCAAGGUGUUGCUGAUGGACCCGAUGGAAGAGACAUUGGCCAAGGGAAAUGGCAGCGAAAUCAAGGAAGUGCACGAAUCAGAUGUGCCGCAGCUGAAGGAGCUGGCGAAAAAACAGGAGCACCACCAGAAGCACCAGCAGGAGCACCAGAAGGAGCACCAGAAGGAGCAAAAAAAGGAGCACCAGCAGGAGCACCAGAAGGAGCUACAACAGAAGCAGCUGCAGGACCAACUGCAAGAGCAACAGCAGGAGUACCAGCAGGAGAAUCAGAAGGAGCACCAGAAGGAGCACCAGAAGGAGCACCAGAAGGAGCACCAGAAGGAGCACCAGAAGGAGCACCAGAAGGAGCACCAGAAGGAGUACCAGCAGGAGAAUCAGAAGGAGCACCAGAAGGAGCACCAGAAGGAGCACCAGCAGGAGCACCAGAAGGAGUACCAGCAGGAGAAUCAGAAGGAGCACCAGAAGGAGGACCAGAAGGAGCACCAGAAGGAGCAACAGCAGGAGCACCAGCAGGAGCACCAGAAGGAGCACCAGCAGGAGCACCAGAAGGAGUACCAGCAGGAGAAUCAGAAGGAGCACCAGAAGGAGCACCAGAAGGAGCACCAGAAGGAGCACCAGAAGGAGCACCAGAAGGAGCACCAGCAGGAGCACCAGAAGGAGUACCAGCAGGAGAAUCAGAAGGAGCACCAGAAGGAGCAACAGCAGGAGAAUCAGAAGGAGGACCAGAAGGAGCACCAGAAGGAGCAACAGCAGGAGCACCAGCAGGAGCACCAGAAGGAGCAUCAGCAGGAGCACCAGAAGGAGCAACAGCAGGAGCACCAGCAGGACCAACUGCAGGACCAACUGCAGGACCAACUGCAGGAUAACCAGCAGGAGAAUCAGCAGGACAAUCAGAAGGAGCACCAACAGAAGCAAGAAGAGGAGCACCAGCAGGAGUACCAGCAGGAGAAUCAGAAGGAACACCAGAAGGAGCAACCGCAGGACCAACUGCAGGAGCAACAGCAGGAGUACCAGCAGGAGAAUCAGAAGGAGCACCAGCAGGAGCACCAACAGAAGCAAGAAGAGGAGCACCAGCAGGAGUACCAGAAGAAGAAUCAGAAGGAGCACCAGCAGGAGCACCAGAAGGAGCACCAGCAGGAGCAACCGCAGGACCAACUGCAGGAGCAACAGCAGGAGUACCAGCAGGAGAAUCAGCAGGAGAAUCAGAAGGAGCACCAGCAGGAGCACCAACAGAAGCAAGAACAGGAGCACCAGCAGGAGUACCAGCAGGGGAAUCAGAAGGAGCACCAGCAGGAGUACCAGCAGGAGAAUCAGAAGGAGCACCAGCAGGAGCACCAGCAGGAGCACCAGCAAGAGCAAGAGCAGGAAGCAACGAUUUUGGAGGAAGAAGACGAUGUAAUGGAACUUGUGGAAGUAAAACUGGAGAGCCAGGUGGAGAAGAAGAAACGCUUUUGCCUGCACACUCUUUGCAUUCGUUUGUGUGAUGUCCUGCUCAGUGCGCUUAACUUAUUUGUCGUGUACCCGUUUAACGUCAUAUUUCCAUGGAAAUUGUCAAGAAAUCACAACCAUCAGCAAACGGGCCAAACUAUUGAAGAAAUGGAAGAUUCCAUGAGGGAGAACAUCGUAUCCGGAGAGCGACUAAAUGCAAUUGAACGAUCCGAAAACUCAUUCGAAAACAAAGCGAAGCAGGACCCGAUGAAUCCAAUUAGCAGAGACAUCUACCACUAUGAAGAGCACAGGACUUUAACUAUUGCACAGACCAUAGCCGCGGCCCACCCUUAUCCCGAUGCUGCUGAAAUCGAACCUUGAAAUAGAAUUGCAGGGAGUGCACCUGACCCCAGACCUAGCUGCAACCCCAAAUCAAGAUUGUGAAUGGCACUAAAAACGGCAACGUAUCCUUCUGUUUUUCCAAAUUUAAGUCGAUUUUUACCUUGUUUUAAAAAAAAUUCAAAUAUUGAAAACGAGAAAACGCUCGGAAAAUUGA
Drosophila pseudoobscura is the source of this 2247-nucleotide messenger RNA. RefSeq names its product putative mediator of RNA polymerase II transcription subunit 26. The record is from RefSeq and is a predicted model, not a curated record. The coding region runs from base 141 to 2072 and encodes 643 amino acids. The transcript is spliced from 3 exons. Lineage: Eukaryota; Metazoa; Arthropoda; Insecta; Diptera; Drosophilidae.